AUGCCGACAAAAGUUAUACUGGCUCAUCUCAAAUGGGACAUGAUGCAAGAAUUUUAUGAUAAUAUACCUUCACGCGCAUUUGAUAAUUUCCAGUUUGUGAACUUUACAGAGAUCAUGUCUAGAAAUAUUGCCAAUAGCAGAAAGGAGACAGAGUUCGCGCUUGCAGCAUUGAUGGAAAUCCCAUCACAAUAUAAAGCAACAAUAGACCUUCAACUUUUGGGUAAACGAAGAGGAACACCAGAAAUGACUGCUCUCCCUCCACCAAUUAAAAGUCAUGGUUCAACAUAUUCAAAUCCAAAAUACUCACACUCAAGCAGCUCGGAGCAAGAUGCUGGAGUUCAUAAAAGGGCGUCAGCCAUUCCAUCAGAGAGUUCUCUAGAAGAGCAACAAGUAAAUAAAUUGAUUUACAUAUAUGGUUUCCCCUUUUUUUUUGCAGAUUUCUGAGACUUCAAACGCUCAUAGAGAUGAUGAUGAUGGAGCUGAAUCCCGUCCCUGAUACCUUCUAGACUGGUUUUUAUGGAGUUUGAUAUGUAUAUGUUUCUUAUUUUACAAAGUACAUUGUAAUUCUAAGAUAUGACAAUUUAAAUAUUUCGAAUGAUU
This is a messenger RNA of Phoenix dactylifera (date palm), 600 nucleotides long. Lineage: Eukaryota; Viridiplantae; Streptophyta; Magnoliopsida; Arecales; Arecaceae. The record is from RefSeq and is a predicted model, not a curated record.